Molecule: messenger RNA, 787 nt
Organism: Pterocles gutturalis (yellow-throated sandgrouse)
Lineage: Eukaryota; Metazoa; Chordata; Aves; Pterocliformes; Pteroclidae
Product: ubiquitin carboxyl-terminal hydrolase 36-like
Exons: 7
Biological process (GO): protein deubiquitination; regulation of apoptotic process
Cellular component (GO): cytosol; nucleus
Molecular function (GO): cysteine-type deubiquitinase activity; cysteine-type endopeptidase activity
Source: RefSeq, a predicted model, not a curated record
GUCACCAAGGAGGCUUUUGCAUGAUGUGCGUUAUGCAGAACCACAUGAUCCAGGCUUUUGCCAACAGCGGCAACGCGAUAAAGCCACUGUCCUUCAUCCGAGACCUCAAGAAGAUUGCCCAGCACAUCCGCUUCGGCAGCCAGGAGGACGCGCACGAGUUCCUGCGGUACACCAUCGACGCCAUGCAGAAGGCCUGCCUGAACGGCUGCACCAAGGGGGCACGCUGCGGCUGUGCUGGGGGAUUGUGCUGCGCUGUGCUCAUUGCUCUUUCUCUUGCAGUGAAGUGCUCAGUGUGCAAGAACGUCUCGGACACCUAUGACCCGUACCUGGACCUGGCGCUGGAGAUCAGGCAAGCUGCAAACAUAGUGCGGGCGCUGGAGCUGUUUGUGAAGUCGGACCUGCUGGGCGGGGAGAAUGCCUACAUGUGUGCCAGAUGCAAGAAGAAAGUGCCGGCCAGCAAGCGCUUCACCAUCCACCGAGCCUCCAACGUUCUCACGCUCUCGCUGAAGCGCUUUGCCAACUUUGGUGGAGGCAAAAUCACAAAGGACGUGGGGUACCCCGAGUUUCUGAACAUCCGGCCCUACAUGUCCCAGAACACCGGGGAUCCCAUCAUGUACAGCCUCUACACGGUGCUGGGGCACUCCGGGUACAGCUGCAACGCCGGCCACUACUAUUGCUACGUGAAGGCCAGCAAUGGGCAGUGGUACCAAAUGAACGAUGACCUGGUCCGCUCCAGCAACAUCAAAGUGGUCCUCAACCAGCAGGCCUACGUGCUGUUCUACCUGAG